GUGGGGCUAUACAUCAGCCAAUCAUCUUUGACGACCGAUGGAGGACGACAACCAUGCACUACCUCGCCAUGUCAUUCGCAUCGACCGCAACAUGCUCAGCCGAGUGCUGUACCCGAACCCGGUGUGCCUCCUCAGCGUGGCCGAUCCGUUGUCCAACACGCGUAACGUCAUGACGGUGACGUGGCUCACCCCCAUAAACAACCACGGCAAGUUCAUUUGCUCGAUCAACUGCCAUCGGCACACGGCGACCUUUCUCAACCAAGUUGGCCGGACUUUUGUGCUCAAUGUCCCGACAGUUCAGCAACAAGCGCUCGUGCUUGCCAUCGGGGGAUGCUCCGGUUCGACGGUCGACAAGUUUGCAUCGCUCAACAUUGAAACAUGUGACGUGGGAUGGACACCGCCCACCCGACCACCAAAACGAAACAAGCACGGCAUGUCCAAGAAGGACUUGGUAGAGGUCGACGUCGCGGAUGCCGCUGCAUCGUGUGUUGCUUUGAAGGAUUCCAUCGCGCAUGUGCUAUGCCGCGUGGAAAAGGUUGACGUAGACGAUGGGCACUACAUCAUCACUGCCGUCGAGCUCGCAGCAUACGUCGACGCCAGGUACUGGAAUGGCAAGACGUUCGGGUCGACGGACGCCCCGCCGUAUCUGACCUUCUUGGGAUCCAAGGUGUUUGGCCAGGUCACGCCGUUAGAGGCAUUCCAUUGAACAGAUCGAUUCCUACAUCUUCCUAGCCAACGUCUACUUGAAACCCUUAAACCCGCGAUGUUUGAACCCACGACCCUUGAAGCCCUUGAACCCUUUGUGGCCCUUGUACUUGACUUUGCCAUGCUUGUUCACCUUCAUGUGACCGCCGCCGUAUCCUGCUUGGUACACGCCUGGCUGCUGGACGUACAUGGGUUGGUGCUGGCCGUACUGACCAGGAUGCAUCGGUGGAGCGUAUUGUCCAGGUAUGGCUUGCGGCGGAGCUCCGUAGUAUGGCUGCGGUGGGUAGCUUUGUUGCAUGACAUACCCUUGCUGCGGUGGGUAUGCAGGUUGUGGGUAACCUGGCUGGGGAGGGCCUUGUUGAGGGUAGCUCUGCGGUGGAUAACCCGGCUGGGGGUAUCCCUGCGGUGGGUACCCUUGUUGGGGAUACGCCUGAGGCGGAUAACUGGGCUGGCCUUGCUGGGGUGGCGGGUACUGGCCUGGUGGAGGUUGCUGGCCAGGCGGGUACUGGCCAGGUUGCUGUGUGUAUUGGCUCGGCGGAGGUUGCUGUCCCGGCGGGCAUUGUCCAGCGGGUUGCUGCGGGUAUUGUUGGCCAGGGUACGGCUGUUGGUUCAUGACGCCGACAA
This is a messenger RNA of Aphanomyces invadans, 1329 nucleotides long. RefSeq lists its product as hypothetical. Gene Ontology annotation, molecular function: FMN binding. Bases 38 to 706 code for a protein of 222 amino acids. The transcript has 5 exons. The record is from RefSeq and is a predicted model, not a curated record. NCBI's taxonomy places the organism in Eukaryota, Oomycota, Saprolegniomycetes, Saprolegniales, Verrucalvaceae.